Linum trigynum is the source of this 2620-nucleotide messenger RNA. NCBI's taxonomy places the organism in Eukaryota, Viridiplantae, Streptophyta, Magnoliopsida, Malpighiales, Linaceae. The record is from the annotation of a GenBank genome assembly.
AUAAAAUAUAAAAAUAUAGGUACCAAAUUGUAAUUUGCUAUUUGGAUCCAUGGAUUGAUUCAUGAAUCCACCAAUCCAAUUGGAUUUGGAUCAAAUGGAUUGGAUUUAAAUGGAUUGGAUUAAGUGAAUAAUUUGAUGGAUGGAUUGGAUUUGAUUCAUGGAUUUGGAUCCUAAUUGCCACCUCUACCUUUGAUGAAUGCACAUAUGAAGCUAACCAUAGUUACUUACAUAGCUCACUUUCACAAGGCAAACAUAUAUGUACUUAUUAAUCGCACUUUGAGAGAAAUAUGAUCCAAUAAGAGAUUACUUAUUUUCGAAUUUUAUUUGAGUAAUAUGUAUUAUCAAUGUUUUUUUUUUUGUUUAAAACAAUAUGCUAACCAUAGAAUGUUGAAUGAAACAAACUCUCUAAAAGAGUUCAUUAUAGAGCUUUACGAGUCACGCCGUCAUCCUAUGGACAACCCAACAUGCGGCUCGUGGGACCGUCAUAAAGACUACACUAUCGUAAAGAUAGGAUAGGAGACCAAAAGACGCGCAAAACAGGGGCACGCCUAAAGGACCAUCGACCACACCUUGAUGAAAUUGAUGGAUUGUCAUCUAAGAAAUCACCUUUUGGACACACAAACAACUAGGAGAGUCAUUAUAUAGCAGCAAGGAGCUUGGCAACAUACUACAAACUACGUGAGUAGAUUAUUAUUAGAGUCCAUAAAUCUCGGAGGUUCAAUUAUGGUCUAUGAAGACAGGUUGUAUAGACUCUUUCAUUUUUGGUGAUCAUAUUAUUCAAGUGGAUCAUAACAAAGACUACAAAUAAUCAACGAGUGGGUUGCUUGCAAUGCAAUUAAUCAAAUGAGACAUAAUUAAUAAGCUAGUAUGCACCAAUUGUCUAACGUUUUAACACAAUUUGUUGUGUCUCAUAAAAAAGGACACUUUUUUUUGUGUGCAGGAAGGUAAGCAAGGCUACAGAACUGGAUCAAUCGGUCAUGGGCAGGCCGUAAACCGUUCAUGCACUCAAUACAUAUUUAGGCCCAUUUAACGAGAAAUAAGCUAGCGCUAAGCUCAUCAGAUCAAACGAAAGAUAGAGCUGGGCUACUUAGACAAGGCUUUUGUCCGUACAGAUGGCCCCUAACAAAAACAGAAGCCAGAAUCAUCCAGUCUCUCUUAAAGUUUACCAAAUAUUCAGAAAUCACACGUUGCAAGCAAUGGUUAUUUACUUUUAAUCAGACACAAUAACGGACGUUGUACCACAUAUGUUAUUAGUAGAAUUUCAUACUUAAUCCGUGGUUUAAUUAUGGUUCACUCGUUCUGUACACGUAAAUCAUAUGAAAGUUUGGACACAGUAGAUAAUUUGGGUUCGGAAUUUGGUUUUUGGAUUGAAUAUCCUUCACCCAUAUGUACCAAAAUUCCAUGACCAACAGUCAUCUAUUUUCCGUCGAAUAUCAAAACGACUAAGUUUACGGCCCACAUCUCCCGUCCAAUCCGAACCCCCAAUGAGAAUAGGAAGACGUAUCCCCCGAUCGUAAAGCGCCUCCCUCCACCUUCUAUCUUGCCCCGCCACCGCGCCUAUAUAAUUCAAAUUUCAACCCCACCCCUUAACUUCAAAAUCUAAUUCUACCAUCCUUCCGAUCAAUAUUCCCAUUUCCCAACAAUGGCGCGACCAACUCCCUCCACGGCUUUCUUCUUAUGUAUAGCCGCCGCCGCCCUCAUUCUCUCAACCGUCGCCGACGCUCGCUACGAUCUCCCCGAUUUCCAGGUGAAAAAACCCACCACAACGACCGAUGAUCCCAUCCUCCUCCUCCCGAGCGAGAAGCCAGCCGCCGCGCACGCGGGAGAUCUGCAGGACGCAGCCGAGCCGGCGAAGCAGGAGGAGGAAGAAAAGAAGACGGUGGAGGAAGAGGUUCCCUUGACGGCAGUUAGAUUCCGUCCAAUCAACCGUCACUUCGCCAUCCGUCCAAUCCACCUUGUCCACCGCGGCGGGGCCCAGAGGUGCCACCACGGCCAAAUCGUCAGCGGGCUCAGGCCGUGGACCCCGCGUUACGGCCACCACCCUUACGGUGGCCAGGAUUUGAAUUCGGUCAAUCCGCCGUUGCGAUGGGGGCAGCCUGCUGACUACAAGCAUAAGAGGCCCGCAGUCAUCGAUCUCAGCAACGACGUUAUAUUCCCUGACGGGAUCGAGAGGCCCCGCCGCGGCGAUGCCGAGCAUCGGAACGAGAACAUGGUCCUCAACAAGAUUCGCAAGUUUCUGCACCAAUUUUGAAGGCAGGAUACAUCCAUGGGAAUUCGAAUUUCGCCUACACGGCAAGGAAUUAUUCUUCCCUUAAAAAAAAAGGUGUAUCUUUAGAUAGUUGUAAUUACUCUAUUAUUAUUCGGGUUCCCCCAACUGAACUUGCUCGCUGAAAUAUUUGCUUUCAGCUAUUUUAUUGUAAUUAAUUCGAUAUUCUGAUAUUCGGAAUGAAAUGUAUUACCUUUUGUGUUAUAAAUCUGAAUCGUCCCAAUCCCUUUUCACCCGGCGAAGGCCGAAAUGAGCCAAUUAUAUGGAUGUUACGAUGAGAUUGAUAAAUUUACAAACUGAAUCAAUUGAAUUUGGUAUUCGAAACUCGAAUUAGAAUGAACAUUGAUUUGAUUU